Meleagris gallopavo (turkey) is the source of this 1304-nucleotide messenger RNA. It is a transcript of the gene SH3BGR, whose product is annotated as SH3 domain binding glutamate rich protein. The record is from RefSeq and is a predicted model, not a curated record. Gene Ontology annotation, cellular component: cytoplasm. Lineage: Eukaryota; Metazoa; Chordata; Aves; Galliformes; Phasianidae.
CACUGGCCCCUCAUCCCAAAAUACCUAGGAGCCAAUGGAGUGGGAAAAGCCGGGACCCUGAGGAGAGAGGGAGCUAAAGCUGGUGGAUUGCUGUGAGGGGCACCCAUUUAGGAUCUAGGUCCUGCUGAAGGCUGGGAUUCCUCUUGGGACUUUGUUGACUUGUGGAUAGCAGGCGUGCUCUGCUGAUUCAUUUUCAUCACUGUCAAAAUGGUCAUCAAAGUCUUUGUAGCCACAUCUUCGGGGUCUACAGCGAUCAAAAAGAAACAGCAAGAGGUAGUGGGCUUUUUAGAGGCCAACAAGAUUGACUUUCAGCAAAUGGACAUAGCAGGUGAUGAGGACAACAGGAAAUGGAUGAGAGAGAAUGUUCCUGGAGAAAAAAAGCCUCAAAACGGAAUUCCUCUUCCUCCACAGAUCUUCAAUGAGGAGCGGUACUGUGGGGACUUUGAAUCCUUUUUCUCUGCUAAAGAAGAAAAUAUUAUUUAUUCAUUCCUGGGUCUUGCUCCUCCUCCAGGCACAAAGGAGACUGAAAAGUCUGAUACUGCUGGUGAAACUGAGACACACACAGAACACAGUGCAGAUGAAGGGGCCCAUGAAGAGGCUCAGCCACCAUCAGAAGAUCAGCAGGAAAACACGGAAGGAGAUGCGGCGGCAGGGGAAGAAGAAGAAAAACAUGAAGAGGGAGAAGAAAAGGAAGAAGAAGGAAAGCAAGAAGAGGGAGAAGAAAAGGAAGAGGUGGAGGAGCAAGAAGAGUCUUAGUACACUUCCUUAUGACACAUUCUCUCUUGAAAGGUUUUCAGGAAGCACAAGCUGGAGCAGCCCUGCCAAAGGAAAACCCUCCCUCUUAAGCAAACCGUCACUACCUUUCAUGCCUGUGUACAUGUGAACAUAUAAAUACAGAACAACAAAGAUACCACUGUAUCCUACUUGUAGCCUUUGUAUAUAUAUUUGGUAUUACAAUUGCUUGUUAAAAUGGAUCUUCUUAUAUCUGAUUGCUGAUAUUUCAGUUGACUGUUAUGUGUUGGAAUAGUAUUGUCCAUGUCAUAUCUUAGACUGUAAGUUCCUCAGAGCAGGAACCAUGUCUUUCUCCAUGUUUAUGUACUGUCAAGCACACUGCUACCACUCAGCAGAUAAUUGCACUCACACAAGUGGUGUUGUAUUCGGAGAAAAAGAAACUCAGAGCUGAAAACUACAAAAAGGCUUCCUGUAUGCAACUUAUGUGAGUCACUUCUCCCUCAGCUGGCUUUUGAAAGUGAUUGAGAUUCCCAUUGUACAGCAGUUUAAAUAAAUGCAUUUUCUGUCACAUC